This is a messenger RNA of Micropterus dolomieu (smallmouth bass), 5430 nucleotides long. RefSeq names its product sterol regulatory element binding transcription factor 1 (gene srebf1). Gene Ontology annotation, molecular function: DNA-binding transcription factor activity, RNA polymerase II-specific; protein dimerization activity; RNA polymerase II cis-regulatory region sequence-specific DNA binding. NCBI's taxonomy places the organism in Eukaryota, Metazoa, Chordata, Actinopteri, Centrarchiformes, Centrarchidae. Gene Ontology annotation, cellular component: nucleus. Bases 279 to 3884 code for a protein of 1201 amino acids. The transcript is spliced from 20 exons. Gene Ontology annotation, biological process: regulation of transcription by RNA polymerase II. The record is from RefSeq and is a predicted model, not a curated record.
GGUGGGUUCGUACGGCAGACGCCGCCAGCACGUUAGUACUGAAUGAGCUUCAGUGUUUGGCUUUGGUUUGACAAGUUUCCCCGACAGUCAUGGGGGUAGGAGUGAAGAGUUAGUUGGCACGUCAAAAAAAGUUGCAGCUCACUCUGCGCGUGUUUCAGGUAACUUGGGAUCGGACGCUUUUGGCAAAUGUAGGCGACGUAAUAAGUGUCCGAUUUUCUUCCUUCCGAGCGGUUCGAUAGCCAGUCAGCUCCACAUUAAGCCAGACACAGGAGACGAAGAUGAAUGACGUUAACUUGUCGUUUGACGAUGCUUCGUUGGAUAACCUGGAUCCAACACUGUCGCUCAAUGACCCCAGCGACAUCGACACGGCCCUCUUAAGCGACAUCGACGACAUGCUACAGCUCAUCAACAGCCAGGACAUGGAGUUUGGAGGACUUUUUGAUAACCCAUACACAGGGCCUCCUCCCACCCAAGAGCUUCCUGGUUUGACCCAGUCCAUCACCCCGACUGCCCCCCCAGCCGCCACUACCGUACCUCCACCUUCCUCCUCAAUCCUUAGCAGUAGUCCCCACCUGGAUGCACUCCUGGGCCCUCCCAUCACCCGUAGUUCCUCCACCCCAGACAAGGCCUUCCAGCCUCCCACUUUCCAGAAGUCCCCCCUGGCCCAGGUGGCCAACUGCACCCAGAGGCAGCAUCCAACGUCCCUGCAGCUGGCUCCGAGCCUCAGACAGCCCCAGGUGGAGCAGCCCCAACCCAUUCUCAGCCAGUCUGCUCCAGCCCAGGCAGCUUCACCGCAUGGCUCACCAGGACCGAACUCAGCUUUCAGCUCCAUGCCCCAGGCCCUCUUCGCCUCACCUGCACCCCAGACUCCGCCUGCACCCCAGACUCCACCCCAGCCUCAGCCCCAGCAGAAGCCCCAACCCCAGACCCAGCCACAGCUGCAGCCGCAGACACAACUUCAAGCCCAGGCUCAGUCCCAAAAGAUCCGGACCAACUUCAGCAGCCAAAACAGCUUCACAGCUGGCAGUCCCGGCAGUGUAAGCCAACCCGCUACCAGCUUGUCGUCCUCACCUCAAAGUGUUCAGCCAGUGACCAUUCAGACUCAGAUCCAAGGGCUGACUACCACUUCUCCUCUCCUGACUACGUCAGCAAGCCCGCCAGUUCAAGCCAUUGCACCCCACGUACAGCAAGUACCUGUGUUGCUGCAGCCCCAGUUCAUCAAGGCCGAUUCUCUGCUGCUGACCACUCUGAAGCAUGACCCCUGCAUUGUCACAACUGUGGCCUCUCCCACAUCCCUGGCCAACACCACCUCCGUACAGAGCGCUUCACUGCAGGCCUUCAUGGGCGGCGGCACCAUCCUGACCACGGUGCCUGUCAUGGUGGACGCUGAGAAGCUACCCAUCAACCGCAUCGCCAUCAGUAGCAAGACCACUGGGCUGCCGCACAAAGGCGAGAAGCGCACAGCACAUAACGCCAUCGAGAAGCGCUACCGCUCCUCUAUUAAUGACAAAAUCAUCGAGCUCAAAGAUCUGGUGGCCGGCACUGAGGCCAAGCUCAACAAGUCUGCAGUGCUGAGGAAAGCCAUCGACUACAUCCGUUACCUGCAGCAGGCCAACCAGAAACUCAAGCAGGAGAACAUGGCUCUGAAAAUGGCAGCCCAGAAAAACAAGUCUCUCAAGGACCUGGUUGCCAUGGAGGUGGAUGGACAGGCUGAUGUGAAGAAUGAGCUGCCCACCCCGCCAGCCUCCGAUGUGGGCUCCCCCACCUCUUUCUCACACUGUGGCAGUGACACGGAGCCUGACAGUCCGAUGGUGGAGGACACCAAGCCGAAUGUGGGCAUUGUAGACAGUUCGGCAGCAGGAGGUAGAGCUGCCGGCAUGUUGGACCGUUCCCGCAUGGCAUUGUGCGGCUUCACCUUCCUCUUCCUCUCCCUCAACCCUCUGGCAGCCCUGCUCUGCUCAUCUGGCAGCAGUUCACCCGGAAGCCCUGGAGCCUCCCAUCAUGCGGGAAGGAGCAUCCUGGGUGUGGAUAUUGCAGCGGACUCGUGGGGCUGGAUGGACUGGAUGCUGCCAACCAUACUGGUGUGGCUACUGAACGGUAUUCUGGUUUCUGGGGUUCUCAUCCGACUGUUGGUGUAUGGAGAGCCUGUAACCAGACCACAUUCUGGAUCCUCUGUCUUGUUCUGGAGGCACCGCAAGCAGGCUGACCUGGACCUAGCUAGAGGAGAUUUUGCCCAGGCCAGUCAGAACCUGUGGACCUGUUUAAAGGCUCUCGGUCGUCCUUUACCCACCUCCCAGUUGGACCUGGCCUGCGCUGCACUCUGGUCCCUGCUAAGAUUCUGUCUCCAGCGCCUCUGGGUGGGCCGCUGGCUGGCUGCCAGGGCUGGAGGGCUGCGAUCUGAUCGCCCCCUGCAGGAGGACGCCUGCAAAAGCAGCCGUGACGCCGCCCUGGUUUACCACCGCCUGCACCAGCUACACAUGACAGGUAAGCUGAAUGGUAGCCACCUGUCAGCAGUGCACAUGGCUCUGAGUGCCGUGAACCUGGCAGAGUGUGCUGGCUCCUGCCUGCCCGUAGCCUCUCUGGCUGAGGUCUACGUCUCUGCAGCUCUACGGGUCAAAGCCAGCCUGCCAAGGAUCCUGCAUUUUACCUCUCGUGUAUUCCUGAGCAGUGCCCGCCAGGCGUGCCUGUCAUCCAGUGGCAGUGUGCCUCCAGCAAUGCAGUGGCUCUGUCACCCACUAGGUCACCGCUUCUUUGUGGAUGGGGAUUGGGCUAUUCGCAGCACACCUAGAGAAAGCAUCUACAGCCAGGCUGGCAAUACUGUGGAUCCCCUGGCCCAGGUGACCCAGGCAUUCAGAGAACACCUCCUGGAGAAGGCUCUAUAUUGUGUGGCCCAGCCUCAUGAAGAGAAAAGCCCCAGCCAGGGCGAGGGGGAGUAUGCAGACGCCCUGGAGUACCUCCAACUGUUGAUUAGUGCAUCAGAUGCGGCUGGUGCCACCUCCCAGUCCUUUGCUAUUGGUUCCAACAUGGCUACUGUGACUGGCUGCGACCCCCACUCCAAGUGGUGGUCCUCUGUUGCUGUGGUGAUCAUCAACUGGCUCCAAGGAGAUGACGCUGCGGCGGAGAGACUGUAUCCUACUGUGGAGCACUUGCCCCGCAGUCUGCAGAACGCAGAGAGUCUUCUGCCCAAUUCGUGUCUGAACACAUUCAGGGCGGUGAGGGCUCUGCUGUCCAAGCCAGAAAACUGCCAGUUGAGUCUGAGCUACAGCGACAAGGCCAGCUCCCUGCUCCGAGACAGCCUCAACCUAGGACCACACUGCCACAGCUCCAGUUUAGACAAGGUUGUCCAGCUGCUCUUGUGUGACCUCCUGUUGGUGAUGAGGACCAAUGUGUGGCGUCUGCAGCAGGGGGCCGGUCCUGCGUGGUCAGGGUUGGUAGGUACCAGUGGCCCCACGGGGGUCCACCAGGCCUCCCCACCGGAGCUCCAAGGCUUUCAGCAGGAUCUAAGCUCUCUUCGCAAGCUGGCGCACAGCUUCAGGCCUGCAAUGCGAAGAUUGUUCCUUCAUGAAGCUACAGCCAGGCUGAUGGCAGGGGCCAGUCCCACCCGCACACAUCAGCUGCUGGAUCGCUCGCUGCGACGAAGAGCUACGCCCGGAGCCAAGACAGAAGAGUGCGAGACGCGGCCAGGCCAGCGAGAGCAGGCGGAGGCCGUGAUGCUGGCGUGCCGUUACCUUCCUCCCUCCUUUCUGUCGGCUCCCGGCCAAAGGGUGGGCAUGCUGGCGGACGCAGCCCGCACCCUGGAGAAGCUGGGAGACAAGAGGACCCUCCACGACUGCCAGCAAAUGAUCAUCAAGCUGGGCAGUGGUACCACUGUCACCAACAGCUAGAGAGAAAGGGGGGGCGGGGAGCGCGAGAGACAAGCAUGGACAUUGUAUAUAAGAAACAUCUCUGACAUACAAAAACACACAGAUACAGAAAAGAAACAUGUCCCCACAGACACACAACCAUACUGUCUCAAUUUAGCGCGCAGCUAUUGAACAGAUUUAAUAAAUUAUACAGAUUCAUAUCAAGCUGUCAAGAUUUUCUUCAUGGAUUGUUCCUCCCACCACCCCAACCUCACAGUAGGAGGCACUUCUUGUCACUCUUGUUUCUGUGGAUUAUUAACAGAAUAUAUGAAGCAUUUUGCUCUCUAACCGAGCUGAAUCUCCCGCUGUGAGAAUGCAUUGCAGUGCCACAGUUUGACCACAGAGAGGAGCCACCUUGGGUGGUGGGUGGGUGGGUGGGUGGUGGGUGUGUGUGUGUGAAGCCUAACAGAGAUGUUUGCCCUGCAUUUAUUCAGAAUAGCCCCAGCCCCUGAUCUUUUUGUCAUAGAUGCACUUUCUACAGGCAGGAGUGCCCAGUUGGGUUGGAGUGGCGGGCUGCUCUGAUUGGCUGCAGAGUGAGGAGUCUGUCGUUCGUGGGAGGAAAACGACCAAACCCGGAUUGGUCCGACCGUGGGCUUGUUCAGUGGGAAGCCACUCAGCAGGUUGUUCAAAUAUUGUUUAAAAAGUUAAUUUGAAUCAUGUUUUUCAAAUGAUAAUCUGAUGCGUGGUGAGCCACUGCACAAGCUCUGUCUCUAUCUGCACUAGCCCUACAAGGCUGAAUUAAAUGAGAUGAGUAAUAAAAUGGCUUUAUGAGGUUAUUUUCAUUGAGAUCGUUGUUUUUUGCUAUGUAAAUAUUUUAAAAAUGUAUUUAUAAUCUAAACAUUUGAUUAAGCAGUAUUUUGCAUAAGCAGAGUGAUGAAUGCUUUUCUUCCUUCAAACCUGUUUUUAUUUGGUAGCUUUUACCGGGGUCCUGAUAACAUAGUUACUGUACUGCCAUGGCGACGAGUUUCAAAGUGGAGACGGUAUCAAGUUAUUUGUGUCACAUUGUCUGACUCAGUUGACCUUUUGCACUGUUGCACACGUGUGCAACUAUGUUAUCAAAAGAAAUUGGCAGCGUCCAAUUCAGGCAUCGCCAACCCGACAACUCAAAACUGUAACGUGAACCUUUGGCACUUUUGUAAACAAGUUACAUGAGUCAUGCAGACAACAAAAUAAUUGACAAUUUUUUUUUUCCAAAGAGGGCCUAUUCUAUAGUGAAUCUUCUGGUUUUCCUUUGUAACAUACUUGCUGUCUAAGUCAUUAUAGUUUCAUGCACCUAUAGAACCACCGUUUAAUGAUGUUUACAGGAAUGUAAAAAACAAACUUUGGCAUGUCUUUUUUUUCCCAGGACCAGUAUGUUUUUAUAGUGUGUCACUAAUGUGAAAGACUGAAAGACCAUUGGAUUGAGAUGAAUGAGAGCCAUGUCUAAAGGUAUUAUUCAUGUGUCCUUUAACAUCUGUUCAUCUCUUCCUUGUUCUUUGGUUUCAUCCUUUUAUGAUGUAAAUAUUAAAGCAUUUUGUAAAGAAGACUA